Penicillium robsamsonii is the source of this 711-nucleotide messenger RNA. RefSeq lists its product as uncharacterized. The transcript is spliced from 2 exons. Lineage: Eukaryota; Fungi; Ascomycota; Eurotiomycetes; Eurotiales; Aspergillaceae. The coding region runs from base 1 to 711 and encodes 236 amino acids. The record is from RefSeq and is a predicted model, not a curated record.
AUGACCUCAACCUCGUCCCUCACCGGCUCAGGCACUGCUUAUUCUUCAGACAUGGAGGAAUCAAACUUUCUGAAACGCAGUCGUAUCAUUCACUUUGCACGACUUGGUCUAUCUUUCUUGACUUUCAGUAUUGCUAUUGCCGUCGUCGGAUGCGAAGCCCCACCCUUGCGGCACUAUAAGCAUACCUCCCAAUGGGCGAGUGCCGGUCUCGCGCUGUGGCCGUUGAACUUUGACCUCCGUCCAACAACAGCCGCCAUUGCGUGCGGCUGUAUAAUUUCCAUCUUGAACUUGGUAUACAUCGCCGCUGCGCUCCUACCAUCUCCACAUUCCCGUAUCAAGCCACUUAACAUCUACGCCUCAGCCUCAGCAGUCGCAGGCUUCUUAGCCGCCCUGGUCGGGAUCCUAUUCAUAAUCUACCUCCCUUCCUCGGAUUACCCAGCAGGGUUCAGCAAGAACGAGACCCUCCACAGCUGGACCUGCAAGUGGAAGACUGGGACAAGCAGCAUCAGUACACCCCAUCACUUUGAUCGUGACUGUAUUAAUACCCGUGCUGGCUUUGUCUUGCUGUGUGUGCUUGUUGGAAUGGAAGUUCUGAUGGGCCUCGUUGCUGCUGCUGGCACGUGGUACCAGCGGGAUGUUACUCGUCGUCGGGCAGAGCAGGUCCAACUCGAGAAAUUGGAAAUUGCUACUAAGCAGACGUAUCACAAUUGA